AUGCACUACACCAAGUCUCGACAUACGUUGGCCGUAGACAAAAUUCGCUUAACAGCUGCUUGUGGGAAACUCAGCAACACACGGGAUCCCUCACCUGAAUGUUGUGACAACUGCCUGUAGUGUUUUCAAAAUUCAAACCAAAGCGGGACGGAUAUUUUUGUUGUGUUGCAGUGCCGCAGCCCGGGGGUGGCCCGGGAUAUUGAAACACGGUACCCCCCGCCAGCGCCGUGCUAGCCCGUGCACUUCUGUGUCGUUGCCUUAGACUGCUGCGUGUGGCCGGAGCCAUGGCUACCGAACCUGAGCGCGUGCUGAGAGCAGCAGCGAAGAUCGCCGCCGACGAAUCAGGAACGGGCGUGGUUGAGCAGGCCGCCGCUAUCCACGUGACCAUCAACGGCAACCCUUACCCGUACGAGUGCGUCCUCGACACCGCGGGGAAGUACACAGAGGCCUCGCCGCCGGAAGUCUUGCGGGCCAGGCUCCACCUCACCUAUGCGUCCGAAGAGGUGUUCCUCGGGCUUGCUCAUGAGCGCAUAGGUCCCCGCGCGGCCAUGCUAACCGGCAAGCUCAAGUUUCGGGGAGAGAUGAGCCUUGGCAUCAAGCUCGGGCAUUGGAUACGGAAGGCUAUGGCGCUACAAGCCGCCACCCCCGAUAGGCCGCAGGCAGUCGACAGGGGCAAGUGGGAGAAAGAUGAGGACGUCAAGCGGUGUGCUGUCUGCCGAAGGGAUUUCACGGUGUUACGCUGGCGUCACCACUGCCGCUUUUGCGGCCGGGUUGUUUGCGAAGACUGCAGCGCUGCCAAGGUUGACGGGCAGAGGGCUUGCGAUUCUUGUCUCUCCCGCACCGACCCGGUCGCCACUGAGAAACCUUCGGCGAACCUGGCGGAAGGCGCGGGGGGCUUCCGGCGAGACCGCCAGAAGCUGCAGCAGCAGGAUGAAGGGGAGGCAGCAAGGGAGCUGCAGACCCGCGUGCUUGAGUUGGAGGAGGAGAUUGACCACAUCGACAAGCGUGCCUUCUCAGCUAGAGCGCGGGUGCUUCGCCACCUGAUGCUGAUGGUGUACCGGCUGAUAUCCCUGGGACUGUUGGCGAUGGUGCUUUUGAGCGCUCACCUCUCGGCGACUCUGUUGUCAAGACAGUUCGGACCGAAAAUUUUUGAGGCAAAUAAGGUCACGGUCGACGCCUCCGCGCUGUCGGCUGUGGGUGCGAGAGGGGCAAGGCUCUCCUCCGCGGUGGGGGAUGCCGCAGGGCUUGCGUUCUCCCAUGCGGCGGAAGCGUUGUUGCCCGCCAGCAACGCCACCGCUUCCGCCACCGAGGUUCAAGGGCAGGGCAGUGAUGCCGGCGGCGGCGGCGGCGGCGGCGGCAGGGGUAAGGAGGCUACCGUUGCGAGGGGAACAGGCGGUGACGCCGGGGUUGGGGUGAGGGUCUCGCCCACCACAUGCGCCGAGGGCGACGUGUGCGUCGCCGAGGCCAAGGACGGCGGUGGUGUUAGGUCGCUCCAAGAUGCGGCAGCAGCGGCUGCAGCAGCGGCAACGGCAGCGGCGUCCGCCGCAGCGGCAACGGCAGCGGCGGCGGCGGCAGCAGGGGGCAGAAGCAAGGGAUCGUGGACGAUGCCAGAAGAGGAGGGGAAGCGGCCACCGCCUGAGAGCAAGGGUCAGCAGAGACCUCAGCAAGAUGAGCCCGGGUCCGCUCCUCCCAGCGGCAAGCUGCACCUUUCGAUGUCGUUGUACUGGGCGGUCAUGGCGUUGGUGGUGGUGUGCCUGAUUGUGCACCAGCGGAGGUCGGAGGGGCUGAUCCUGCGGCGAGUGAAAACGUUCUGUCUCGCGGGGACCGCUAUUUUUGCCCUCAAGAUGACCAAGACGCUCACGCAGGGCAUGAGUUCCGACGAGUCUGACGACACGUGGGCGGACGUGCACAAGCUGCUUGCGCCAUUCGUCUACCAGAGCAUUCUUGACGUGGCGGGGAUGUGGGUGAAGACCGGACAGUAUCUGAGCUCGCGGGCGGAUGUCAUGCCCCAGCCGUACCUUGACGAGCUGUCCAAGCUUCAGGAUGCCGUGCCCGCGUCGCCGUUCGAGGAGGUGGACGAAACCGUCAGGGAGCAGCUGGGCCGCCCUCUGGCGGAGCUCUUCGCGACGAUAGACCGGGAGGCCCUCGCCAGCGCCUCGGUCGCGCAGGUCCACCGGUGCAAGCUUAAGGACGGGCGAGAGGCGGUGAUCAAGGUUCAGCACCGACGCGUGAGGAAGUUGUUUCUCGAGGACCUGAGGAAUAUCAGCCGCCUUGUCAGGAUGGUUGCCUGGGCGGAGAAGGACUACGACUUCCGUCCGAUCAUGAACGAGUGGACGAAGGAGUCGUACAAGGAGCUUGACUUCGUCUGCGAGGCGAAGAACCUUCACAGGAUCGGCGCCGCAAUGAAGCGCUCGGGGCUGGACGUCAUCGUGCCGGAGUUGGUCCCAGAGUUCACGCGCAUGAAGGCGAGUGUGGUGGUGAUGACCUUUUGCGAGGGCUUCAAGGUGACCGAUCCCAAGGCCCUCGCCGCCGUGGACAUCGACCGGGAGGCCGUUAUGCGAUCGGUGACCGAGUCUUUCGCGUACCAGAUUCACAUCGACGGCCUGUUCAACGGGGACCCGCACCCAGGCAACAUCCUCUUGCAACCGGCGGCGACUUCGUCGAGAUCUGAUGGGAAGCGCGACCACGGGUCCAGGGCAGCUGUGCCUGUGCUGCUAGACUGGGGGCUCGCUAAGACGCUUCCAGACCAUCUCAGGAUCGCUUUCAGCCGGUUCAUCUACGCCGGGUGCGAGCACGACUUCGUGUCCAUGCUCAUCGCGUUCGAGGAGAUCGGCAUCAAGCUGAACCGAUUCGAUCCCGCCGAAGACAUGCACAACAUCCGCUUCCUGCUUCGCGACACGCAGCCGGCCUCCGAAGCCAAGAAAGACGCCGUGCAGUUCCACAGGAGGAUCGCGAAGAAGAGGGGCCGGGGGCUCAAGAACCCCGUCGACGCCUAUCCCGGCGAGCUGCUCUUCUUCUUGCGCGUGCACGUUCUCCUGAGAGGACUGGCGGCACGGCUGCAAGUGCGACAAAGGUACAUGGACAUCAUGGCCCCCUACGCGACCAAGGCUCUUCGCGAGAUGGUGCCCGCGGAGGAGCGUGCGACGCAAGCCUUGUACCCUUCCCCCGUGCUCUCCCUCCUCGAAAUCAAAGUGCGCAAGCUGCUGGAAGGCCUCGUCGAACGAGGUCAGAUCACGGGAUGCCAGGUGUGCGUGAUCUACAGGGGCCAGACUCUCGUCGACCUCUGCGCCGGGACGCAGGGGCCGGUGGACCCCCGCCCGGUUCGGCCCUCGACCCUCUUCUGCGUAUUCAGCGCCGGCAAGGCAGUGUGCUCCACCGCCGUGCACCUCCUGGCGGACCGCGGCCUGCUGCGCUACGACCAGCGGCUCUCGGAGCUGUGGCCGGAGUUUGCGACCAACGGAAAGCUCAACACCACGGUGCGCCACGUGCUUACGCACUCGACCGGACUGCAGCAUGCCUUUCCCGACAAGGCGACCUUCGACAGGGUCUGCGACUGGGGCGAGGUCCAGAGGACCCUCGAAGACGCGCAUCCUGCGUGGCCCCCGGGGUCCCGUGCCUCGUAUCACUACUUCACGUUCGGCUGGUUGGUGGCGGCUGUGGUCGAGAGGGUCGCCGGCGUCCCCUUCGGAAAGUUCGUUCGUGACGAAAUCGCCACCCCGCUGGGGCUAGAGGACUCCUUCUUCAUGGGGGGCCUCAGCGCGUGCGGCGUGGAAGCAAGCCGGAUCGCCCACGUGGAGCACAAGUUCAAGAUUCCUGGCCGUUCGGGGGUCGGUCUCGGCUCUAAAGACGGGAGCGAGUCGGCGGCGGGAGCGGGGGCGACCAAGCAGGAAGCAACGGAAAGCGGCAGCAGCACCACAGCCACUACCACCAGCAUCACCGACAGCAGCAGCAGCAGCAGCGGCGGUGGGUUUAGCAGGAAGAGCGUCGCCGCCGUCGUAGGUCCGGAACCUUCUCUGGACUCGAGCCAGCACGCGGCGGGCGAUGACGUCAUCGUUGGAACGGAGGACAUCGACGAGGGCCUGGACGAGGAUGGUGCGCCACGCCUGGGUCUUCUGGCGACGAUGGCCUCUGCCCUUAUGGAGGACGACCCUGAUGAGGGCGCCGCCAUCGACGGUCUUGCGCGUAAGCUUGCUGGGAGGGAGUAUUUCCUUGACCCGCGGGUGUUCAACUACCCUCAGAUGAGGGAUGCUUGCAUACCCGCCGCGAACGGCCACAUGACGGCCAAGGCCCUCGCCACCCUGUACGACAACUUCCUGGGGUCGUUGGGGCUGAGCAGCAACGCCAAUGUUAAGACCAGCUCUAGCGGUCGCCGGCGUGUGGUGGCAGGACCGAGCACCGCCACCGCCGCUGUUGCCCUUGCCAAGCCUCCGCCUUUGCUUUGCCGUGCUCGAGUUAACGAAAUGCGGGCGUACCAGGUGAAGGAAAGCAGCUCGCUCCACCUUUUCUUCGGUCUCCCAAUGGGGGGCGUCCGGUACUCGCUGGGCUACCAGAUGUUCGGCUUCCGCGAGAAGCCGAAGCCGCAGCAGCUGCAGCGGCGGCACGAGCCCGCGUCUGGCGCGAGCAGCAGGGGAAGCACCACCAGCAGCAUCUUCGGUACCCGCCGAAGGCUGAGCGAGAACAGCACCGCUCUCCUGGGCGGAGGGAGCACGACCGGAAGCACGCUCUUCAGCAGGGCCGCUUCCUUGUUCGGGGGGGGAGAGUCUGAUGACGGCACAGUGCCCAUGACUGACGCUGCUGCUGCUGCUGCUGCCCCCGCCCCCCGGGGCCGCGUGCGAUUGUCGGGGCUAGGCCACGUGGGAAUGGGCGGUAGUGUGGCUCUGUGUGACCCGGCCUCCGGUCUGGCGUUCGCCAUGGUCACCAAUAAGGUGGCCACCGGCCGCGAAUGUUCCACUGCAGUGCUGAGCCUUGUGUGCGAGGAGCUGGGCAUCGGAGAUCCGUCGCACUUCUUCGAGGACUAGCACAGAUGUCGUUGCGAACCGGAUGGGCGGCUACAUGGUUGCGGUGCGUAUACGAGCGCAAAGGAGCAUUUCUGUCUUGCACGGAUGUGACGUGCAGCAGCCUUUCGUAGCGGUGCAGGUACAGGGUGUGACUCCUCGGGUUGUUUGGUGCUGUUGGCCCUCGAGAGGUUGGGAUACGAUGUACUAGACGGGCGAGCUGUGCGCGUUGUCCGAUGUCGCAGUACAUAGGUUCGAACAAUUACAGGAUAGCUGUGCCGCAUGUUUUUGUUUUUCUUUCGUGUUUGUUCGGGAGGAGCGGCAUUGGGGGUGGAACGUUUGGCUAGCUUUCCUCGCAAGGUGUGACGGUACUGAAGUGGGAAAGCUAUAGAUAGUCGUGUUCUGGUACGCACCAAGGCACUCAUUCUGGCGACUUGAAAUGCCUCGUUCGCGACAAGGUUGAUUCAUCCCUAGGUUUGGACUGUAGGUCAGGAGUUCAGAGCCAAUAACAAGUCUCUCCGUCGCGAGCACGGUUGUCCCCGUGAAUGUAUACAGUCGAUGCUAUGCUAUGCUACAGGAGGCCGUCGAAAAGAAGGAGUAGGAUUGCUGAGAGGGUACAGCAGUAUGCGUGGCUGCUUUGUAAACCUCUGUCGCGGCGAACGUCGAAGGCGAGGGCCGCACAGGGGCUGUCUCUCUCUGCUCCGCGUGCUCCCCGCCUGGUACGCACAAUUGCGUAACUGCCGACCGAAAAGAGGUGCCGUGGUGGUAUGACUAACAUGUACAGUCUUCCAGGGUAGAGGUGCCGUAGGUGGGAUGGAAGACCCCUAAAUAUUUUAUGAAAAUGUAUUUUGGCUGCAUGAAGAACCGGUGUCUUGGUGCCUUGUUGUGCGGCGACGGUUGGAAGUCACCCCGUUGUUUCGCGAGUUCUCGGUUUUGGCGAUGGCCCUCAGCCAGACAUCGGGGCGUUGCCGCUGCUGUAUGGCAAGACGGGGAAACCGACUCUUCAAGCUUGGUGGAAACCUCGGGGACGGUAGUGUGUGCGGGGCGUAGGGUGUGUUGUCCUCCCAAUUGAUGUUCGUGAGGAAUAGUGAAAAACAGGGCGAAGGGCGGGUGUUGUUUUGUCGAUACCGGUUCACUACAUUCUUUUACACCGUGGAUUUGAUGUCAACGGGAAAUUGAGUGCAUCUUGUGCGGUGGUUCGGAAUCGUGCAGACGAGGCUUGUUUCAUCUCGUCGUGUGCAGUUUCCGCCCGCACUAAUAAAGCCUCCAGUUUUGGCUGAGGUUGGGGUGCUUAGCUCCUAGGUUUCCGCUACAAAGGGUCUUAAUUUAGGUGUCGGUGAAGAUGGUUCACAGAGGUGGUGCUCUAUACUGCUUUGCUGCCAAGCUCUCGGGUGCGGGCCCGAGCUGUAUCGUCAAACAUGCGGGCGCAGAUAUUUCCUGUUCGAGGUAGCUGGCACGAGCAAGUGUACGGGACAUGAUCGGCAUUACGGGAGUUGAGGGGCGUAGUCUGUGCUCCAUACGCCAGUUGUACAUGUGUGGACUUGGUGUUUGUGAACCCGUUCUCUCGGACAUAUUUGAUGAUGAUGGCCGUGCACAUCGUUCCGGCCCUUUUUUCUGUGUUAGGCUUUGCAUACCGCAUGGACAGGAUUGAGCGUAGUGCCGACGGCUUAGACCAUUGAUUGCGGUUGGUUCCCUUUCUUUGGCCCUUCUUUCUUGCCAAGAAAAGGGCAUUGGCCAAUAAACUUUGCCAUGCUCAGUUUUUUCCUCGCCUGCUUUCUGUUCGUUUCAACGACCCCGCCGGACACUCAACACGGAAAUAUCUCAAGGGAAGGGGGGGCUGCGCGUACCCGACACUUCCUUCGUACUCACGGAAUCACGCAA
This is a messenger RNA of Ectocarpus sp. CCAP 1310/34, 6875 nucleotides long. The record is from the annotation of a GenBank genome assembly. NCBI's taxonomy places the organism in Eukaryota, Phaeophyceae, Ectocarpales, Ectocarpaceae.